UAUGUACAUCAAGUGCAGGCUGUCGUCCUUCGCUACACGUGGUCAACGACUCUCACUAAGCCGCUUCUUCCCUCAGUUUUUUUCUGCGAUCGCUAACUCGUGGUCAACAACUGUUACUAGAGCCACUUCUUCCUAAGUCGGACUUUUUCUGCGAAAUAGGGAUCGCGUGCAAGAUAGAACGAGAGCAAUCAAGAUGGAGUAUCUCUUAGUCCGAUCAGCUGUAGCCCUGCUGCUCUCAUCGGUGAUCUCCGCGGGAGCGCUCAGGCGGAAGUCGCUCGAUCUAUCAGGGGCUUUAUCAGGGUUCUUAGUGAUGGCGAUCCACAUCACGUGCAGUUACAGGUUUGGGGCUCUCCUCCUAGUUUUCUUCUUCACUUCAUCCAAGCUCACCAGGCUCGGAGAGAAGAAGAAGAGGAGCGUCGACGAGGAGUUCAAGGAAGGAGGGCAGCGGAACUGGUGAGUUUGUG
Molecule: messenger RNA, 464 nt
Organism: Dendrobium catenatum
Lineage: Eukaryota; Viridiplantae; Streptophyta; Magnoliopsida; Asparagales; Orchidaceae
Product: protein PGR-like
Exons: 2
Coding region: 194-457 (87 amino acids)
Cellular component (GO): membrane
Source: RefSeq, a predicted model, not a curated record